AUGGGUCGUCAGUCGUUGUUCUUGCCAGACAUUCUUCCAUGCCCAGGACCCGGUAGAUGCGAGUUCCACACCAGCAUCUUCGGUGGCUCCGACGAUCCAGAGGCGGUCCCCGAGGUAUAUUCCUGCCCGAGGUGUCAAGAGGAACAUCCCACUACCAUCGACCCGCCCUCUGGUUCACCAUCUCCGACCUGCCCAAGCCGGCUGGAAUCAUUGCCCACAGAGAUACUACAAGACAUCGGCGAAAGGGUCCCCAUGCCCUAUAGGGCCUUGCUCGCAUUCUCAUCUCGCACACUCCACCACAAGCUCGGAAAAAGGGCCUUCGAUGUUCCUACCAGAGAUAGGCUACUGCUGAGCGAUCUCCUCUCUAGAAACAUGCCUGCCUAUGCGACCUGUUGGGACUGUAGAACGCUUCGGCCAUACUACUCUGCGCUUGCUUGGCCGCUCCUGAAGAUUCACAGGAAAGAAAGGGGGAUACCGAGCUCUAUCUACGGUGUAUCCGAGUUCCUGAUGACCAAAGCACUAGCCUACUGUGACUCACAGCGGAAGACGGGGAAUUGCUUCAUGUCGCUCUUGACAUGUGCUGGCACUUAUAUCAAGCCUUGGGCAGACAAUGAUAAGAGUUAUGCGGAGGAUGCCGGCUUCAGCAAGGAUGAUCUCCAGAUGGGUCUCCAGAUCACCUACGAAGCUAGCGGACGGAUAUCGACGAAACAUACCGCGGACAGGCUUGUGACGCACGUCCAGUAUCGUAUUAACCUCCCACGUCCAUGGACAUCCUUCGCAGUCGCACAGCGCUUUGCCAUACUCCGGGACUUCUAUCUUUGUCCGCACGUCUACGCGUCAAAAGUUCAGUAUCGCGACCCCCAUGACCCAACCUUUCCUGCCGACUCAUCUAUCAAGCACUGGCUGCCUCACGAAGGACCUGUACCUGAAGCUACUUUGACAUGUUCCAAGUGCUCAGCAGAGUUUCGGAGCACCGUCGAGGACGACAAGGGCCAUCAGUCUAUCACUUUCGACGUGUGGAGCGAGUCAAACAGGACAUGCAAUGAUGGCUUGACGGAGACGACAUUCUGUCAGGGGACGAGUUAUUCGAAUGGAUUGUUGGGGAAUUCGAAGAUUAGAGGAAUGUUUGAGUCCGCGCCUGCGAUAUAG
This is a messenger RNA of Trematosphaeria pertusa, 1149 nucleotides long. RefSeq lists its product as uncharacterized. Lineage: Eukaryota; Fungi; Ascomycota; Dothideomycetes; Pleosporales; Trematosphaeriaceae. The transcript has a single exon. Bases 1 to 1149 code for a protein of 382 amino acids. The record is from RefSeq and is a predicted model, not a curated record.